AUGCCGUCGCUCGAAAACGAAGUGCACAAAAGUCUUUCCCUGCGAAGCAUGCAUCAAGCGAGGACUGCAGGACAUAUGUCCGGAAGGGUCUCAACCGAACGGACUGAAGUCAGCCAGACUCUGCGCGGCGAUGUGCGCAAGCUGACAUCAGAGGCCGCUUCCUUGCGAGUACGCGUUCGCGAACUCGAGCGAGCACUCGGCGACGCAGGCGUAGCUCUGCCGCUUACGUCAGAUAAUACCUUUGGGCGAACAGACGAGUGCUGGUGGGUUGCCAAUGCUGUAGGAUCGCUCGAGAUAGCCGAUGACGAGGAGCCAAACAUCGCGCACGUUGAGACGAAAGUUGGAAAGACGGUCUCUCCUGGGCGCGAUCCUCUUAUAUCGCUGUCGUUUUGGGACGCCUCUCUACCGCGGCAUAUCACGCAGCUGGUCAAUGCGUUCCCGUUUGGUCCUUUGGGGCCCCGACCGUCUGCGGAGAUAUUCAGGCAGUACAUGCCUACGCUCGAGGAAGCUCUGUCGCUCACUAGAGCAUACUACGACGAGUCUGCGCUCUUUUUCAACCCCCUAUGCGAACUCGUCUUCAUGCAAGAGAUCCUCGAGCCCGUGUACCUCUGCUCGAGCGCACCCGACCCGACACGCAUACACCCGCACCGGCUCGCCGCAUUUUUCAUGAUCAUCGCCAUGGGCGCGUACUACCGCAAGGAGGACCCGAUCAAGCUGCAGCGGCUCUUCGUGUACCGGGCUCUGGGGCGGGCAUCGUUCUGUCUGGAGGGCGUGUUCAAUGGGAGCAGCGCGGCGACGGUGCAGGCGCUGCUGCUGCUGAUUGCGAGCCUGGCGUCGAUGCUGAUCAUUCUGGACGAGGAACAUAAGGACGAGACGACGCUGAUGCUGGGGAUCUGCACGCGGCUGGCGAUUACGGUAGGUGGGGUCUAUCGGGAUGCUGACCCGGCGCAGUUCUCGCCAGAGGAGCACCAGCGCCGACGGUGGGCGUACUGGGAGUUGUGCAACUAUGAGAAUAUCAACAGCCUGGUCAUCGGCGUCCAGCCGACUCUGUGGAAGCAGUGGUCGGACACGUCGCUUCCGGAUGACCUCGAGCCCUUCCUGACGGAGGACGGCGAGGUCGAGAUGGGCUUCCACGCCUGGAAGCACCGGUUCACGCGCGACUGCGACUCGCUGGCGCUGCACUUCAUGUUCAGCAAGGACCUGCCGCCGUACACGGAGCUGCAGCGCGCGGCGAAGUUUGUGGAGAACUUCCCGAUCCCGUCGCACCUCCAGUUCCCGUACGGCGAGCUCGACCGGAUAACGGAGCCGGUGCUGCCGGACGAUCUGUCUAUGCCGACGGACGAGCGCUUGGCGCAGGAUAUCGUGUGGGUGCAGGCGCAGCACGCGAGUGUCUGCGGCUACAUCCACCGGCGCUACUUCAUUGAAGCCUUGCGCGACGACACGGAGGAUGUCCUUGACCACGAGUACGCCGAGAGCGUGCGCGGGAUUUACGACAGCGCGCGGCGGACGAUAUACUCCAUCGCCUGCAUCCUGCACUUCCACGACGAGCUGGGGCAUAAGCGGUGGAAGUACUACGCGAAUUGGUUUUUUGGGGCGGUGACUGGUAUGGCGAUGAUCGUGCUGGAGAAGCCGCGGACGUCGCUGGUGCCGGAUUUGGCGAGGUGGCUGGAGUAUGCGAUUCCGGUGUUCGUGCGCGCGACGGCGAGGUCGCCGUAUCGGUUUUUGGAUACCAUCGCGAUCGUCCUCAGCCGCUUACUGGGGCAGGUCCGCCGCCGCGUGCAAGAGCCGGACGCUCCCAGACGAUCGCGGAAUCGCCACGGGGCCAAGGGCGCGCGCACCAAGUCGACCAACGGCCGGGGCAAGAAGGCGAACCUGGGCGCGACCGUGACGGCGGCGAUCGGCGGGCGCCCGCACCGCAAGAUCGUCCCGCGCCAGCCGACGUACGGCUGCCUCGGGGACGAGGUCGCGCAGCUGUACGCGGGGCGCGAGCUCGAGCGCGAGCUGGAGAUCGCGCGGGGCGUGGCGGACCCGGAGGCGCGGGCGGCGGAGGAGAUCCUGCCGCAGCCGGCGCCGCUGACGGCGGUGUCGCCCUCGGCGGCGGUGGGCUCGUGGAUGGGGACCGUGGCGGCGGGGCUGCAUGAGAUGUCGGCGUCGAACGGGUCGAGCGAGAUCGUGCUGGACGAUAGUAUGCUGGAUAUGCUGGUGGAUGCGAUGGGGGAUGGGGAGAAUGGGGCUGCGGGCCAGGGUGGGGAUGCGUUCUCGCAACCAAAUGCGUUUGGGACGUAUACGUCCGGGACGCAUUGGUUGGAGCAGCUGAUACCGUAG
Messenger RNA from Schizophyllum commune H4-8, 2325 nucleotides. RefSeq lists its product as uncharacterized. The transcript has 14 exons. Gene Ontology annotation, molecular function: DNA-binding transcription factor activity, RNA polymerase II-specific; RNA polymerase II cis-regulatory region sequence-specific DNA binding. Gene Ontology annotation, biological process: positive regulation of transcription from RNA polymerase II promoter by galactose. Gene Ontology annotation, cellular component: nucleus. The coding region runs from base 1 to 2325 and encodes 774 amino acids. Lineage: Eukaryota; Fungi; Basidiomycota; Agaricomycetes; Agaricales; Schizophyllaceae. The record is from RefSeq and is a predicted model, not a curated record.